ACAUAUCAUAUUCUUAACGUGUCACCUACAAUCGCUAUUAAAUGGAGCGUCGAAUUUAAAUUAAGUUCACUAAAGGUAUACGAACAUACCUUAACUUCUCUGUUUAUAUGCGAGUUGGACAGGGAACGGAAGAAAAGGAAGUUAAAAUACAUAUUUCGGCCUGGAUUUUACCUUUUCGGUCAUUUCUUCACGACAAAUCAUUACGAAUGUUUUACAGUAUUUUAAUCAAAGCCUGACCGUUUACACAAUGAAAAAAGGUCUUACAUCUCUAUCUAUCGUGGAUCUGCACACCAAGAGAAAAUCAACACGUGAAAUCAUCGAAGAAAUUGUUUCAGCAAAGAAUAGAGAAGGUGAUGAUGAACGGUUUUACGUAUGUGAUAUAGGAGACAUCAUACAGAAGGUUCAGCUUUGGAGAACUUUAUUGCCGAGAAUAAAACUGUUCUACGGUAAGUAAAGCUAUGUCUCGUUUUCGAUUAAACAAUUUUAUAACUUCGAACUAAAAAGGUUACUCAGUACAAUGAAACCAUUAGUUGGAAUGGAUAGAAACUUGACACAUCUGUUCGCUGUGAUGUUUUGCAAGCCACGUAUAGGCUCAGUAAGUCAGACUUUUGUCCCAUUACACAGUUAUCCUGAUGCCUACACGUGAUAAAAUGUUUGUGUUUAUUUUGUUAUGUUCGCAAACACCUCUCUUACCAAUUUUAAGAGUGAAUUGAAAUUCAACACACUUGUUCAUUGUGGUGAUCCGACAGCAGUGCAAAUGUUCCACGGUUCUCCUGCCUUUUCAUAAAGUUAUGUCGCUAUUUUGACUAAGCAUUUUUUGAUACGUAUUUUUUUGUAAACAGGUAUCUCAGCAUCACCAGAGGGAAAGGUUCUAUAGCUAUUAUAUACGUAUAUAAUCGUUCUAACUUUUUUUUCAAAUUGAAAGUAGAAGUCUAUAUAUAAUUAAAAAUGCAAGUGAAUAUUAAUUACUUUUAAAAAAGGUAUAUGUAAAUGGUUUUGAAAUGUAAGAUUGGGAGACAGCAUUAUUUUAACUAGGGACCAUAUGCCGCUUUUCAUGGUAUUACACACUAGUGUAUCAUUGAAGGAUUGAAGGUUCCAUGUACACCACUGCAUUAACACAUCUGCGAAUGUCUCUAGGUUAUGGUACUUUAACAUGUGUAAAUAUUGAGUUCUGCUCAGCCAUGGUGCUAGAGGGCGUGUACGGUAUAACCAAAUUUUGAAUGGAACCUGUAGCACUAUUAAUGUUUAGACUAUGGGUCUCUUGUUGUUCGGAAAAAGUGCAAACAUAUCUGAUCACUUUAAAAUUAUAUUGAAAGUCAUUUCUCAAUUACUUAAAACAACAACAAAAAAUAGACACCAGUCAAUCUUUCAAGUUUUGAAAGAUUGCAAAUGCAGACAGGUAUCAGUUGUGUUUCAGCGGUAAAGUGUAAUACUGAUGAAGCAUUGCUGCAUGUUCUGGCAGAUAUGGGGGCUUCGUUUGACUGCGCAAGCAAGGAAGAGAUUGAAGCAGUUUUAAAGCUUGGCGUAUCUCCAACUCGUAUUGUGUACGCACACCCAUGCAAGCCUAUUUCGAGUUUAUUUUUUGUGAAAAGACGAGAAGUGUCUUUGAUGACAUUUGACACUGUAAAUGAACUACACAAAGUAAAAGUGUCUUACGCAUCAGCAAGGUUGCUCCUACGAAUACUCCCAGAGCAAGAAUUUGAUGCAAGAUUUAAGUUUGAAGGUAGAUAUGGCUGCUCUGUCACAGAGGCUCCGAAAAUUCUUCAGUCGGCCAAAGAUCUUAAUCUUAACGUCGUUGGUGUAUGCUUUCACGUUGGAAGUGACAUACGGAAUCCCGAAGCUUUUAUUUCCAUUCUGCAACAAUCGAGAACGGUUUUUGACAUUGCCCGAACGAUUGGAUUUAACAUGAAAAUACUAGAUAUUGGAGGGGGAUUUCCAGGACAAAAGAACACCGUCAGACGCUUUAAAGAGAUCACUGAAGUCAUUAACAAAACAUUGCUUGAUUUAUUCCCACCAGAAGAAAACUUAGAGAUAAUUGCUGAACCCGGUCGAUAUAUUGUAGCUUCGGCGUUCACAUUAGUUGCAAAUAUCAUUGGCAAACGAUGCUAUAAAAAACCUGCAGAUGUAGAUAGAGAUGGUUCCAAGCUUGUAGAAAGGUAUGAAAAAGAUAGAAGGAAAUAUGACGACUUAUUUUCUGAAUGAUAGUAUAUUUGGGAACUUCUUAAUUGGUCGGUUGUACAGGCCUGGAUCUCUGAUACAUAGCCCUAACGUUAUAAAGUCUAAAGCAGACCAGGUUUACCAUGAGAGUAAAUUGUUAGGGUCUACACUUGUUCCCGGAGAUUGCAUAAACCGAUCAGUAAUGUUACCCGAACUUGAUGUCGGUGAUUGGCUUUACUACGAGGACAUGGGUGCUUACACUCUAAGUAUGGCUACAAUAUUUAACGGACUGGACGCAACUGCAAUAAAAUACCAUUGCUUGGAAGAGUUGUGGUACCAAGUGUAUCCGGAUUGCAAGUCGGACGAAAAGUCGAUCAAAUGAUUCACACAGUGAACACACCAAUUACAUAUAUAUCCGUGGGUGAUAAGAAUUAUUUUCUUUCGUUAUUUAUAUUGUAAUCAUUGAAGUAAUUUUGUUACCAAUACAA
Messenger RNA from Mercenaria mercenaria, 2645 nucleotides. RefSeq names its product ornithine decarboxylase-like. The record is from RefSeq and is a predicted model, not a curated record. Gene Ontology annotation, cellular component: cytoplasm. Gene Ontology annotation, molecular function: ornithine decarboxylase activity. The coding region runs from base 1390 to 2202 and encodes 270 amino acids. Lineage: Eukaryota; Metazoa; Mollusca; Bivalvia; Venerida; Veneridae. The transcript is spliced from 10 exons.